CCUAGGCAACCAUGGUACAUCCCCUCUUCUCUCCUGACUCUUUUCAGCCCCGCGUAAUACGGAAGUCAAGAUAUAUUCGUUUCGGCGGACAGAGUUCGAAUUGUCUAUCAUGUCGCGCAUAUCGUCCCUUGACAUGGCAGCCUUAGAUAGGGAGAAAACGAAUGCGACAUACACUUACGAGGGCGUCCGCGGAUGGAAAAGCGUGCGUUUCCUGCGACCUUUCCGCGGAAUGUAUCACGACGUGCGAAGAAGGCUACCCUACUACUGGAGAGAUAUCAAAGAUGCUUGGGACUAUCGCACUAUUCCCAGUAUUGUGCGGAUGUAUUUCGUCAAUAUCCUGCCCGCCAUCGCCUACACUAUGGAUAUGUACCGUCGCACGGGCGAAUUUUACGGAAUCAAUGAGGGCCUCUUCUCUUCGGCUCUGGCGGCCAUGGUAUUCAGCAUUUUUGGAGCACAACCGCUAACUAUCGUCGGUAUCACGGGUCUGAUAUCUCUUUUUAACUACACGAUCUACGAUAUCGUCAACAUUUAUGACCCCUCUAUUUAUCCCAACUUCAUGUGCUGGACGGCCAUCUGGGCGGCCAUUUUCCAUUGGAUAGCGGCGGUGUGUAAUCUGUGCGAUUACAUGCGCUAUGUGACGGACUUCUCCAGUGAAGCCUUCGGCAUGUAUGUCGGCAUUAUAUAUUGCAUCAAGGGGGUGGAAGAGUUGGUGAACGAAUUCACAGCACAUGGUCGUGAUGCGGGGUACUUAGCUUGUAUAAUUGCCAUCCUAUUUUUCUUAACUAUCUACGCACUUGAGAAACUAGGUUCAAGUACCAUUUGGAAGCCUUCCAUCCGUGGUCUACUAGCUGAUUACGCAUAUCCGCUGGGCACCCUCUUCUGGGUAGGUUUCGCGCACUUUCCAGGAAAUCUGAAAUCGACUCAUAUCGGGUUUCUGCCGAUUACCCGUGCAUUUUAUCCUACACAAGACCGAGGCUGGCUCAUUCAUUUUUGGAAUCUCGAGGUAAAGUGGAUUUUCGUUGCCUUGCCCUUCGGGUUUUUGACUAUGCUCUUGUUCUACUACGACCAUAAUGUCAGUAGCUUGACUGCACAGGCGCGACAAUUCCCGCUGAAGAAGCCCUCCGGAUUCCACUGGGACUUUUUCCUAUUGGGCUGCACCACCUUCAUUGCGGGUAUAAUAGGGGUUCCUAUGCCCAAUGGUCUUGUUCCACAGGCUCCAGUCCACACAGACUCUCUGACAGUCUACGAAACGACGCUCCGAGUGAUUCCAACCGAAGAAGGGGAAGGUGCCGAGAUUCGUCGCCCUAUUGUUGAGGCAAAGGUGGUUAUUGAGCAGCGUAUCUCCCACUUUGUCAUGGGACUGGCUAUUAUUGGUACCAUGACCGGCCCCUUACUUGUUGUUUUGCAUACGAUGCCUACAGCUGUCUUCGCCGGCGUUUUCUUCACCGUUGGCUGGGGCUCCAUAGAAACAAAUGAAAUGAUGCAAAAGGCCAUCUUUCUCAUGCAGGAGAAACGGUUUGUUCAGCAGGACAAACCUUUACUCGCUGUCCGGAAGCAGAAGAUCUUGCUCUUUAUCGCAUUGCAAGGUAUCGGAGUUGCUGCAACUGUGGCCAUAUCCCAGACUAUAGCUGCGAUCGGUUUCCCUGUGUUGAUUAUCCUCCUCAUUCCACUCCGUGUAUGGGUUCUUCCUAGAUGGUUUAGCGAGAAGGAGCUGGACGUCCUCGACGACCUCACAGCGGACAAUAGCGCUGUGCUGAGUAGCUUGGGCGGUCCUCCCAAGUUCCUAGGUCAGACAGAGCCUGGCCAUGAAGGUUUGGAGCGCCGAUGCUCUGAGUAUCGUGCUAGAGUUCCUCGCCAGAGGGCGGGAAGCAUCACUCGUUAGCAGCUCUUUGGCCAACUAAUAGAUACGUGAGUCCACCAGGAAUUGUAACAAAGAGAUGUGGCCUACAUCGAUAUCUGCCUGUCUAGAAGCAUACUUGGCGUGGUUCACGCUUUGUGAACCAUUGUUGGCACCAAGUAUCUGACUAGCCUUGGCAGCGGGCUUUGGUAACAAGAUACUGCAAAAGCCCAACCCCUUAGGUAAAUCUCGGGAUAUCCAGGCUGUUUGCCAUAUAGCCCGGAAACUUCUCAGAGUGGAGGAGGGUGUUGAUAUGAGGGGUACAACCGGCCUUCUUACUGAAGAUUUUGCAGGUGCUCCACCUACAGCAAUGACGAAAACCCUUCUUCAGCAUCAAUUUUUAAAGGUUAGAGCAACUCAAUGGUGUCUUCGCCCGCUUCAUAUCCUCUGUAAGAUUGCCCGAGAGCGAAAGUACCAGUUGGAGUGCACUUGACCUAGUUUUGUUUACACAUUAACCCAACAUUAAAUACUAAGUCAGGUUUCUUUUUCUGGGCUAUAAUUGUAAGCAUGAUAAAAAU
Messenger RNA from Aspergillus pseudonomiae, 2415 nucleotides. Its product is annotated as anion exchange family protein. Gene Ontology annotation, biological process: monoatomic ion homeostasis; borate transport; monoatomic anion transport. Bases 110 to 1882 code for a protein of 590 amino acids. The record is from RefSeq and is a predicted model, not a curated record. The transcript is spliced from 8 exons. Gene Ontology annotation, cellular component: plasma membrane. NCBI's taxonomy places the organism in Eukaryota, Fungi, Ascomycota, Eurotiomycetes, Eurotiales, Aspergillaceae. Gene Ontology annotation, molecular function: solute:inorganic anion antiporter activity.